UGGCGGACCGCCUUGAAUUCGUGAAGACACUGGAGAUCGUGGAUAAUGGAAUCGGGAACAAUCUGCGGGAGGAAAUCAAGAGUGGGGACAGCUUUUGCGAUGGGAAAGAGAAUUGUGCACCCCCUGCUCCGCAAGCUGAGGUAGUUUGUUUCUUUCUCUUACCCCACGCCCCCUCCCUCCCCCUCCCUCCCUCCUUCUCCCGGGAAUACAAAGCGUUUAGCGGACAAGCGGCAAACCGCAGCAAUCGAUCAGCAUUCGGAGACUGUUUCUUUCCCCCCACCCAAUCGCAAUGGCUUCUACACAACUGGACGAGGUCUUGUCGGAAGAUCUGACUUGUCCCAUCUGCCUGGACUUCUUCUCCGAUCCGGUGUCACUGGAGUGCGGGCACAACUUCUGCCGCUCCUGCAUCACCCAGACCUGGGAGAGGAAGGAGAAAAUCAGCUGCCCCGAAUGCGGCGAGGAGUUUGCAGAAAGAACCGUCAGAGGCAGCCGGGCCUUGGCGAACUUGUCCGAGAAAGCUCGGAAAUUGAACCUGAAGACAAAAGAAAAGGGGGACAGUUUUCUCUGCGACGAACACUGGGAAGAACUGAAGCUGUUUUGCCAAACCGACGAGAAGCUGAGCUGUUACUCUUGUCGAGAUGCGCGGGAACACCGGGAGCACCAUUUCAUGCCCGUUAACGAAGCGGUUGAAAUAUAUAAGGCUUUGGUGAAAUCUGCCCUGGACUCUGCCACAGAGAAGAAGUCAUUGGUUCUGGAAAUGGAGCAUCAGCAGAAACAGAAGAUCUCUGAGAUUAGGGACCAGUCAGAGGUUCUGGAAAAGCACAUCGUGUCAGAGUUUUCCGAAAUCCACCAGUUUCUCACUGGGAAGGAGAAAGCUUUGAUCUCCGAUCUCCAACAAGAGAAGGAGGAGGUUUUGGAAAAGAUGCAGAAAAACCUGCUAGAGAUCCAGGAGCGUUUAAAAUCUCUUCGGCGGGAACUCUUGAAGUUGCAAGAACAGAUGGAACAAAAAGACAUAAUGCUCUUUCUGAAGGAGGAGACUUGGCGUAAUGUGAGUGGGAAUGAUGAGCACCAGAAAUUGUCAGUCAAGGGCGGCUUUCUGAAUGUGGAAAAAUUCAAAGGACCUUUCUUGGAAACAGUGUGGAAGGAGAUCCUCGAUGCUUUUAAUCCUGCUUCUGUGACCCUGGAUGUGGAAACGGCAAAUCCGAGACUGGAAGUGUCCGAUGAUCGGAAGAGCGUGCGGCUGAGCGGGGUCUGGAAUAGUCUCCCUGACACCAGCAAGCGGUUCACCGACUGGGCCGGUGUGCUGGGCUCGGAGGGAUUCACAGCGGGGAGGUAUUACUGGGAGGUGGAGGUGGAGGGGAAUUCUAUCUGGAGUUUGGGAAUUGCUGCAGAGUCCGUGGAGAGGAAGGGAUGGGUGGGAAUGAUCCCAGAGAAUGGAUUCUGGACUAUCGGACGGGUCGGUGACAGAUUUUAUGUGAACACUUCCCCUGGGUCCCCUCUCCCUGCUGACUCCAUCCCCAAGAAGGUGAGGGUUUGCCUCAGUUAUGAGUUGGGAAAGGUUUCAUUUUACAACGCGGACACCAAGUCUCAUCUCCACACCUUCACUGGGAAUAAAUUCACGGGGAAACUCUAUCCUUUCUUCUGGACUGGGGAUGAAAACAAGUGGCUGAGAAUCUGCUCCGGGUCAGGUCCUGGGACCAACAUUGGGAGUGGGGCUCAGGGGCUGGCACAGAGACCCGACCGAGGUCCGAGUCUGGAAUCAGGGCACAGAGACCGGGCAGAGGUCCGAGCCUGGGAUCAGGGCACAGAGACCGGGCAGAGAUCCGAGUCUGGGAUCAGGGCACAGAGACCGGACCGAGGUCCGAGUCUGGGAUCCGGGCACAGAGACCGGGCAGAGAUCCGAGUCUGGGAUCCGGGCACAGAGACCGGACCGAGGUCCGAGUCUGGGAUCCGGGCACAGAGACCGGGCCGAGGUCCGAGUCUGGGAUCCGGGCACAGAGACCGGGCCGAGGUCCGUGUCUGGGAUCCGGGCACAGAGACCGGACCGAGGUCCGAGUCUGGGAUCCGGGCACAGAGACCGGGCAGAGGUCCGAGCCUGGGAUCAGGGCACAGAGACCGGGCAGAGAUCCGAGUCUGGGAUCAGGGCACAGAGACCGGACCGAGGUCCGAGUCUGGGAUCCGGGCACAGAGACCGGGCAGAGAUCCGAGUCUGGGAUCCGGGCACAGAGACCGGACCGAGGUCCGAGUCUGGGAUCCGGGCACAGAGACCGGGCCGAGGUCCGAGUCUGGGAUCCGGGCACAGAGACCGGGCCGAGGUCCGAGUCUGGGAUCCGGGCACAGAGACCGGGCCGAGGUCCGUGUCUGGGAUCCGGGCACAGAGACCGGACAGAGAUCCGAGUCUGGGAUCAGGGCACAGAGACCGGACCGAGGUCCGAGUCUGGGAUUAGGGCACAGAGACCGGGCCGAGGUCCGUGUCUGGGAUCCGGGCACAGAGACCGGGCGAGGUCUGAGCCUGGGAUCCGGGCACAGAGACCGGGCCGAGGUCCGAGUCUGGGAUCCGGGCACAGAGACCGGGCCGAGGUCCGAGUCUGCAGUUUCCGACCCGCAGAGACGGCUCACCAUCUCCUCUCCUGACCAGAAUGGACAUUACAACAAACUGCAAGGGCAGUAUGAUCUUGUUGGGAUAACGGAGACAUGGCUGCAGGGAGAUCAGACCUGGGAAAUGAAUGUACAAGGGUAUACGUGCUAUCAUAGGGACAGAAAUGUGGGCAGAGAGGGUGGGGUGGCCCUGUUGGUGAGGAAUGAGAUUCAGUCCUUUGCAAGGGGGGACAUAGGAUCAGGAGAAGUAGAGUCUGUGUGGAUAGAACUGAGGAACAGUAAGGGCAAAAGGACCCUUAUGGGUGUUGUCUAUAGGCCACCAAACAGUAGCAUGGAUAUUGGGUGCAAGUUAAAUAGGGAGUUAACAUUGGCAUGUGGCAAAGGUAAUGUCGCAGUAGUUAUGGGGGAUUUCAACAUGCAGGUGAACUGGGAAAAUCAGGCUGGUGCUGAACCCCAGGAUAGGGAGCUUGUAGAGUGCCUACAGGAUGCAUUCUUGGAACAGCUUGUAUGGGAGCCGACCCGGGACAAGGCUAUUCUGGAUUUAGUGUUAUGUAAUGACCAGGAUUUGAUAAGCGAUCUUGAAGUAAAGGAGCCAUUAGGAGGCAGUGAUCACAAUAUAAUAAGCUUUUAUCCGCAAUUUGAGAAGGAUAAGGGCAGAUCGGAGGUGUCAGUGUUGCAGUUGAACAGGGGAGACUAUGGAGCCAUGAGGGAGGAGCUGGCCAAAGUUAACUGGAUGGAUAUCCCAGCAGAAAAGACAGUGGAACAGCAAUGGAAUUUGAGCUUGCCAGCUGCCAGUCUGCAAUUUAUAAACCCUGGCCUGGAUGUCGCCUCGUCUCAUCCAUGUGGACGGACAGUUUAUGGGAAAACAGGUGUUUCGAAGUUUAUAAAAGCUGAAAGUACUUUGAAGCAGGAAGUAUUGGCUGUGAUCAUGGCUUGCAGGGAACAGGAUGUGGGCUGGAGUGAGGAGACAAUCUGCUCCAUCUGCCUCGAAUUCUUCACUGAACCGGUUUCUCUGGAGUGUGGGCACAGCUUCUGUUUUGCCUGCAUCACCCAGUGUCAGGAAAGGAAGUCAAAUUUCUGCCCAGAAUGUCGGGCAAUCUUUCCAGCCAGGCAGCUCAGGAUCAAUCGAGCCUUGGCAAAGCUGGCUGAGAGGGCUCGAGAAUUAAACCUAAAUUUGAAUGAGGAAGAAAAUAAUCUUCACUGUGAAGAACAUGAGGAAGAACUGAAGCUGUUUUGUGAAACGGACAAGAAACUGAUCUGCCUGAUCUGUAGAGAUGCACUGGAACACAGGGAGCACCACUUUCGACCAAUUAAAGAAGCUGUGGAAAUUCAAAAGGCUCAGAUAAAAACCUCCCUGGUCCUACUCAUGGAGAAGAAUUCACUGAUUUCGGAGACAGAGAGGAAGCAGAUACAAAAGAUCAGAGAAAUCAGGGCACAGUCUCAUUCUCUGCAGGACUAUGUCACAUCUGAGUUUGACAGCAUGCACCAGUUUCUCAAUGUGAAGGAACAAGAGUACAUUAGAGACCUGAAGGAACAAGAGAAGAGAAUUCGUGACACCAUGGAAGAAACGCUGAGAAAAAUUCAAGAUAACUUGCAUUCCAUUCAGGAGGAGAUCUCAAAUUUGCAGAAACGGAUGAAGGAGAAAAGUGGAGUGGUGUUCCUAAAGAAAGAAAUUCAUUGUAUGAACAGGGGUAGCAAUGACUAUGAGGUGCUGCCAGUGGCAGAUGGUGCCCUGUCUCUCGAAAAAUUUGGAUUCACCUUCUUCUUGGCAUGGAAAGAAAUGUCUGAAGCCAUCAAUCCAGUUGCUGUGGCCCUGGACGCGGAAACAGCCAAUCGGCUGCUCGAGGUGUCUGAUGACUUGAAGGCCGUGAGGUGGACUAGGAGACAAAAGACAGUCCCUGACACCAGGAAGCGGUUCACAGUCUGGCCGUGUGUGCUGGGGUCGGAGGGAUACACGUCAGGGAGACAUUACUGGGAGGUGGAUGUGGCGGGGAAUCGGGGCUGGGGUCUGGGAGUUGUCAAAGAGUCAGUGGAGAGGAAGCAACGGGUUGAUCUGGCACCAGAGAAUGGAUUCUGGAUCAUCCGGAGAACGGGUGAUGGGUUCAAUGUUCCCACCUCCCCAGAGUCCAGUCUCCCUGCCGGUCCCAUCCCCGGGAGGGUGGGAGUUUAUCUCAGUUAUGAGUCCGGGACAGUUUCAUUUUACAACGCGGAGACCAAGUCCCAUCUCCACACCUUCACUGGGAAUAAAUUCACGGAGAAACUUUAUCCUUUCUUUUGGACUUUGGAUGAAAACAGCUGGUUGAAAAUCUGAAAUAAAAGAUGUUCAGCAGCAAGGCCAGCAAAAUGCUGGAGGAACCAAACUGGUCAGGCAGCAUCAGUGGAGGAGUGGAAUAAAAAGUCAGUGUUUUGGGCCGACACCCGGCAUCCAGACUGUGCUGACUGUAGGGUGAUUGUACGUGUCCCCUGUGACCACCUGGGGUCCCCUGAAAACAGCUCCUUUGGUUCACUGGUCCAUGCCAAACUCGGUCUGUUUUUAAUGGCUUCUAAACUAUCCAAUCUCAGAUAUUAACUGUUUCUGUUCAGAAUCAGAAUCAGGUUUAUUAUCACUGGCAUGUGUCGUGAAAUUUGUUAACUUAGCAGCAGCAGUUCAAUGCGAUACAUAAUCUAACAGAGAGAGAAAAAAAUAAUAAUGAAUAAAAUAAAACAUAAUAAUAAAUAAACAAGUAAAUUAAUUACGUAUAUUGAAUAGAUUUUUAAAAAUGUGCAAAAACAGAAAUACUGUUUAUUAAAAAAAGUGAGGUAGUGUCCAAAGCUUCAAUGUUCAUUCAGAUAUCGGAUGGCAGAGGGGAAGAAGCUGUUCCUGAAUCACUGGUUGUGUGCCUUCAGGCUUCUGCAUCUCCUACAUGAUGGUAACAGUGAGAAAAGGGCAUGCCUGGGUGCUGGACGUUUUUAAUAAUGGACACAACCUUUCUGAGACACCGCUCCCUAAAAAUGUCCUGGGUACUUUGUAGCCUAGCACCCAAGAUGGAGUUGACUAUAUUUACAACCUUCUGCAGCUUCUUUCGGUCCUGUACAAUAGCCCCUCCAUACCAAAUAGUGACGUAGCCUGUCAAGAUGUUCUCCACGGUACAACUAUAGAAGUUUUUGAGUGUAAUGUUGAUGUGCCAAAUCUCUUCAAAAUCCUAAUAAAGUAUAGCAGCUGUCUUGCCUUCUUUAUGACUACAUCAAUAUGACUACAUCAAUAUAUUGGGACCAGGUUAGGUCCUCGGAGAUCUUGACGCCAGGAACCUGAAGCUGCUCACUCUCUCCACCUCUGAUCCCUCAAUGAGAAUUGGUAUGUGCUCCUUUAUCUUAUCCCUCCUGAAGUCCACAAUCAGCUCUUUCAUCUAACUGCCAGGUUGAUGCUGUGGCACCAUUCCACUAGUUGGCAUAUCUGACUCCUGUACGUCCCCUCGUCACCACCUUUAUGGUAGUGAUGGCAGAGGGGCCUAAGUCUAUGUCUUCAGGCUCCUGUAGCUCCUUCCUGCCAGAUUUCCACAGAUGCUACCUGACCUAGUUAAUUGUUCCAGCAUUUUCCAUUUUCUAUUUCCAUACCAUUUUGGCCUAGUAAUUUUCUUUGGGAUUUCUAUUCAAAUAAUGUCCCAGCACUUUACUGUUAACUUUGACCACUGUAAAUUGCCCAUAGGUGUGUGCUAAGCAGGUCCGUUGUGAGUCGAAGGCUAUGAGAAUGAGAGGAAAGAGUGGGUGGUGAAAUGUGGGGACAUGGGACUGGUGGGAUGCUUUGAGAAGUGGCCUGUUCACGAAAAAAAAAUGUUAAUGCUGAAUCGAUCUAAUUUUGAUAAUGUAGUUGAAUUACUUGUUUUCUUAAUCCAGAAUAAACUAUGUAAAUAAACUUCUGAUUCUUACAUUUGUAGACAAUGGUUUUAUAUUAAAUUGCA
This is a messenger RNA of Hypanus sabinus (Atlantic stingray), 6536 nucleotides long. RefSeq lists its product as uncharacterized. The record is from RefSeq and is a predicted model, not a curated record. The transcript has 15 exons. NCBI's taxonomy places the organism in Eukaryota, Metazoa, Chordata, Chondrichthyes, Myliobatiformes, Dasyatidae. Bases 290 to 4909 code for a protein of 1539 amino acids. Gene Ontology annotation, molecular function: protein binding; catalytic activity; zinc ion binding.